ACAGAUGUAUUUGCAUAUAUAUAUUUGAAGUUAUUUAUUAGCUUAAAUAUCCAAAUGCAACCUCCCAAAUUAUUUCCCAUAUUAUUUGAUAUUCCAUGCACUUACAAUAAAACAAGAAAUAAAUAAAAAAAAAUAAAUAAAUAAAAAAAUCAAUGCUUUAAAAUGACAAAUUUAGCCCCUUCUAAAUUCCAUAACUAAAGAAACAAAAUCAAAUCAAAUCAAAAAAUAAUAAUAAUAGAAACAUACAAAAAUUGCCACUUCAUUCUUGUAGCAAUAGCUUAGCUAGAAUUAAUAUGGUAUAUAUAUAAAAAUAUUAUAUAUAUAAUAUAAUUAACUUACCAUAAAAAAUAAAAGAAAAUAUAUAUGAUAUGAUAUUAAAACAAUUUGUUUUACACUUUUUGUUUUUCUCUUUCCUCACAAUGAGUAGUUGGAUAUAUAUAUUUAUACAUAUAGCUUAUAAUGAGAAUAUAAAUUGAGAGUAUCUCUAACAUUAUAUAUAUAUACAUAUAUCUAGAGAGAAAUUAUAAUUAAGAUGAAGAUGAAGUUGUGGUACAUAAUGUUGUUGUUGGUAUAUUUAGGGUUAGGGUUAGGGUUAGUGGAGAUGGCUAUGGGGAAAGAAGUAAGUUAUGAUGGAAGAUCUUUGAUCAUCAAUGGCCAACAUACUCUUCUUUUCUCUGGUUCUAUUCAUUAUCCAAGAUCAACUCCUCAGAUGUGGCAUUCUCUGAUUGGUAAAGCCAAAGAAGGAGGUUUAGAUGUAAUACAGACAUAUGUGUUCUGGAACAUCCAUGAACCCAAACAAGGACAGUAUGAUUUUAGUGGAAGAAAAGACCUUGUAAAAUUCAUUAAGGAAAUUCAAGCACAAGGCCUCUAUGCAAGCCUUAGGAUUGGACCUUUUAUUGAGAGUGAAUGGUCUUAUGGGGGUCUGCCUUUUUGGUUACAUGAUAUUCCUGGCAUUGUUUACAGAACUGAUAAUGAACCCUUCAAGGAACAAAUGCAAAGGUUCACAAAUAAAAUUGUAAGCAUGAUGAAAGAAGAGAGACUUUUUGCUUCACAAGGUGGACCAAUUAUAAUAUCACAGAUUGAGAAUGAGUACAAUACAGUAGAAAGAGCUUUUCAUGAAAAGGGAGUGUCUUAUGUUAAAUGGGCUGCAUCAAUGGCUGUUGGGCUUCAAACUGGUGUCCCAUGGGUCAUGUGUAAACAAGAUGAUGCUCCUGAUCCAAUUAUUAAUACAUGCAAUGGAAUGAGGUGUGGAGAGACAUUUGUAGGGCCAAAUUCUCCUAACAAGCCAUCUCUUUGGACAGAAAAUUGGACAAGUUUCUAUCAAGCAUUUGGUGAUGAAGAAUACAUUAGACCAGCACAAGAUAUUGCUUUUCAUGUUGCACUCUUCAUUGCCAAAAAGGGUAGUUUUGUAAAUUACUAUAUGUAUCAUGGAGGAACCAAUUUUGAAAGAACUGCCUCUGCAUUUGUUACAACCAAAUAUUAUGAUCAAGCUCCUCUUGAUGAGUAUGGUUUAAUUAGUGAACCAAAAUGGGGUCAUCUUAAGGAAUUACAUGCUGUAAUAAAGUUAUGCUCAAAGACUUUACUUUCUAAACAACAAACUUCUUUUCCUUUAGAUGACCUACACCAAGCUUAUGUGUAUGGAGAUUACAACUCAGAAGAAUGUGUUGCUUUCUUAGUGAACAGCCACAUGAAAGAUGUCACUGUCCAAUUUCACAAUGUUUCAUAUUUUUUGCCUCAUAAUUCCAUUAGUAUUUUACCAGAUUGCAAGAACAUUGCUUUCAAUACUGCCAAGAUUAGUGCACAGUAUGGUGUGAGAACAAUGGUACCAACCGAAAAUUUCGAUUCGAAACUGAGAUGGGAAGUGUUCAAAGAGACUGUUCCAAACUUUGACACAACUUCAUUGAGAGCAAACAUGUUAUUAGAACAUAUGAACACAACUAAAGAUGAAUCUGAUUAUCUUUGGUACACUUUCAGAUUUCAGCAAGAUUCGCCGAACCCUCAAGCAUCGCUCGUCGUAAAAUCUGCAGGACAUGUUUUGCGCGCAUUUGUAAAUGGAAAAUUCAUAGGAGCUGCACAUGGUUCUCACCAAAAUCCAAGAUUUUCACUUGAGAAUACCAUUGCUUUAGGUAAAGGGAUGAACUAUAUCUCUUUACUUAGUCAAACAGUUGGAUUAGUGGAUUCAGGAGCUUAUAUGGAGAGCAAGGUUGCUGGACUCCGCGGUGUAACUAUUGAAGACAAUGAUCUUAGAAUUUACUCAUGGGGUUAUCAGGUUGGGUUGGUAGGUGAGAAACUAGAAAUUUAUUCAGAUGUUGGAGCAAGAAAUGUUCAAUGGAACAAGUUUGGUAGCUUGACUAAUCAAACACAACCACUCACAUGGUACAAGAUUGAAUUUGAUGCACCAACUGGGAAUGAGCCUCUUGCCUUGAAUCUUGGUUCGAUGGGAAAAGGUCAAGCUUGGAUCAACGGUCAGGGCAUCGGUCGGUAUUGGGUCUCUUUCCACACACCUAAAGGAAAACCAUCUCAAACAUGGUACAAUGUUCCAAGGUCUUUCCUCAAGCCUAGUAAGAACUUGUUGAUACUUUUAGAAGAAGAGAAUGGGAACCCACUUGGGAUAUCUAUAGACAAAGUUUUAAGAGCAAGAGCAUGUGGACUAGUAUCUGAAUCUCAUCUACCACCAGUGAGAUCAUGGGUAGAAGAGAAGGAAAGACAAGGAAAGAACGGUAAACACCGCAGUCUCAAAAGGGUGUCGCCGUCUAUUCAACUCCGUUGUCCUCGGGGAAAGAACAUUUCCCAUAUCUUAUUUGCAAGCUAUGGUACCCCUUCUGGUAAUUGUGAAAGCUAUGCACAAGGAAGUUGUCAUGCAUUUAAUUCCAAAACAAUUGUUGAACAGGCUUGUUUGGGAAAGGGGAGCUGUUCCAUCUCAGCAACAAGUGAAAAUUUUGGUGAUCCAUGCCCUGGACUAUCUAAAACUCUGGUGGUUGAUGCACAAUGCAAAUGAAGAAGCAUAUAAUAAAAAUGUAAACAAAAUACUCUUAAGGGGAUUCUAUAUUCAAUGUUUUUUUAUUACCAAAUAAUAAAUAGGUGUAGUCUUAUUUGGUUGA
Cannabis sativa is the source of this 3101-nucleotide messenger RNA. Its product is annotated as beta-galactosidase 16. Gene Ontology annotation, cellular component: vacuole; cell wall. The record is from RefSeq and is a predicted model, not a curated record. Gene Ontology annotation, molecular function: carbohydrate binding; beta-galactosidase activity. The coding region runs from base 533 to 2998 and encodes 821 amino acids. The transcript has 18 exons. Gene Ontology annotation, biological process: carbohydrate metabolic process. NCBI's taxonomy places the organism in Eukaryota, Viridiplantae, Streptophyta, Magnoliopsida, Rosales, Cannabaceae.